AUGAUCAGCGAGAAAGUACAGUUUCGUGAAACUAUUGAAUCAAAAGUAAAUGCUACUCUAAAUCAGUUUCGCAUAUCAGUACCUCGAACAUUCGGACGCAAGCUCGAUUUUAUUCGUGAUAUUGCACAAGGUAAUGGUAUCGUUUCGUCUAUUCUUUCUAAUUGGCAUUUUCAUUCGUUAAACACUACGUUCACCAGAAGAACCCAAUGGCCCUCUUUAUGGCCUGAACCAAGAUCUUACGGCAAUGAUAACUGUUCAUGCGCCACAAACGCUAUGUGCAUUUCACAGGCAGUAUUUAAUGGAUCAAUUGUACCUGGUUUUCGUGUCGGAUGCUAUCCACUCGAAGCUCUUCUUCAGUCAACUCUUGAAUGUCUCUAUAAUAUCACAUGUAUUGAUAUGCUUCGUUUUAUGUAUAAUCACACAGAUUUCACCGUUAAUCCGCUCAAUUCUACUCUUUCGUCAUCUAACUCUACUGUUCAAUCUCUUAUCGAUGGACUCCUGGUCGAUCAAUGGGAGACAGCUGUGUCCUAUGAACAAUAUUUUGAAACGUGUGCACCUCUUUCAUGCACUUAUACAGUUCGACAGCGUCCUGAUUUAGCAUAUAUCAUAACAAGUAUCAUAGGCCUUUAUGGAGGAUUAACUGUUGUUCUUAAACUCACCGUGCCUGGAUUAGUAAAUCUAGGACAAUACUUAAUCAUGGGUAGUCGACAGGCAUUCAGACCGACAAGGAUUGCAAUCAUAGCCCAAGAUUAA
Messenger RNA from Rotaria sp. Silwood2, 753 nucleotides. Lineage: Eukaryota; Metazoa; Rotifera; Eurotatoria; Philodinida; Philodinidae. The record is from the annotation of a GenBank genome assembly.